Molecule: messenger RNA, 435 nt
Organism: Geodia barretti
Lineage: Eukaryota; Metazoa; Porifera; Demospongiae; Tetractinellida; Geodiidae
Source: the annotation of a GenBank genome assembly
AUGGAUCUGCUAAUUGAGGCGACCAUCAGGGUCACCAUCGACGAUUCAUUCAUCGACGAAUGGAGCGAGGAUGAGGGGGGAGUACAGAGUCUGGCGCGUGACGAACUGGCCUGGAGGCUGCUGAGGGGGACCGACCACCCUGGGAACCCGACCACGCCCUUGAGUUCCUCCCGCGGCCAGGGGCAAAUAAUCCGGGUAUGGCAUGAGGGAGUAGCGGGCUUGAGCGUCGCCGGAAAACGAAAGCUGACAUUGCCGAACAGUUUUCCCUACGGAGUGCGUGGGGUCGGAGACCUGGUGCCUUCGAGGGCGACUCUGGUAUUUGAAUUGGAGCUUCUUGGCGUUCAAUGGGUCGGGACGCUCACCAUUUUCCUUUUUUGGGCCCUUUACAAGGCUAUUCCGGGAAUAAAGCGGAAGGUCUACUGGAGCCAGCAGUAG